AUGGCGCCAAUAUGGAACUCCACACAUACAUUGCCGGAGAGGCAUGACCCAACAUGUCCAGCAAUUCAGACUCUAAAACUUUGGAAUCGAAUUUGGGGUACCCCACAGGUUUCUCCCAAACCGUUGAUACCAGCGACGAAUAACCGACUCCUGGGGGGAGGGCUGCCACAUAUCACAUUCAAUUUCCUGUGCGAUGGGGCAUACAAACCCCUACUCAAAGCCCUGCAGAACGCAUGCUUAAAACCAUUACUGGAAAUGCUAGCAGGCACAACUCCCACACCCAUGCAUCAGUUCCGAUAUUCCCAACUGCACCCUAUAUCAACACUUGCUAACUGGACACAUCGAGAACAAUCAUAA
Messenger RNA from Pelobates cultripes (western spadefoot toad), 357 nucleotides. The record is from the annotation of a GenBank genome assembly. Lineage: Eukaryota; Metazoa; Chordata; Amphibia; Anura; Pelobatidae.